AUGCACAAGAAAACACCUAACCCAGUGGAACUCUGCUUCAUUCCUUCGUCUUCUUUGCGGUAUUUUUCAAACAUAACCGUAAGUGACAUGUUAAAUUAUCCAGGUUUUAAGGCACAGAAUACUUCGUCUACAGGUUUGAGGGGGAAAAGGUUAUAAUGCAGUGCAAGUCGAACAAUUUGGCCCAUCUCAUGCAAUCGCCGUUGAACGGGGCGGAAGGGCCGCCCAAGUCCUUUGCGAGGGUCAGUUUUUCAGAGCGACACCGUCCCACCUUGCAAACUUCCGCCUGCGAAGGGGAGUCUGCCUUUUUACCUGCAAACAAUGUGGGUGUCUGUAAGGCCUCUGUGGAUGGUUCAGGCGGCGAUAUCGACUGGCUGUACUGUUCUCCCCAAACUCCGGCUCCCAAGAUGCUGCGCCUCAAGGUCCGGGAUCUCAUUCAGCAGGAAAACUGUGAUAAUAACUUUCGAUACGCCGUUGAUCAGCCAUCAAAACUGGUCCGAAUUGAAUGUCUGAAACCCGGAUGUAGGUGCGUACUUAAACAGGAACCGGCAUUAGCCCUGAAAAUUGUAUGUAAUAUCACCCUGGUACGAGGAAUGUGGUCAAGUCGUGCUUCCUCUGGAUGCAACCACAGGGGUUUUGCUCCAUCCAUCACCGGUGAUCCCGGCCGCCCCCACCAGUCCGACGAAUCGGAGGCUCCAUUUCUUCGUAGCGUGAUAAAAAGUGGUGAUUCGCACCAACAAUCAUCUCGCGCUUGUCUGAGGUUGACACCCGAGGCCUCCUCUGGAUUGGCCAGCGAACAAAUCCCUCUCAUUCUUACCUCUUGUUUCCCAUUUUGGUUCGAGUUACUCAGCAAGGCGAACAUGGGUCCGGGAGAUUUUUGCCAGUCUCAUGGUCCUUCCUUGAACCUCUGGAAUUCAGCUAAGGCAGUCUGGAAGGCACGGCCCAGCCUCUUCCUUCUACUGAAACCCGCCAGGUGUUUCUUCUCAACUAACGCUGCCGGGGACUGCGAGAAGGAACUCAAACAGGAUGCCUCCGUUCCACUAAAUACGAGCAGUGCUUUUAAUCUUCAUCCCGGCACUGUGCUGAGGCCGAUUGAUUGUCGCAUCUGCCGGAUCGCGGUAGCACCUCAGGUAGCGUCAACCACCUUCUAUCCCUCUUUCGUGUCCAUGCUGCAGUGUGAAGUUGUCGGGGCACGGAGUCUGGCCAGGUACGCCUCCGCCACAAGUCUGCCCCCCAACGAUGCUCUCCAAGCCUUUGCCAGCGGACCUCGUUUUGUCUACCUCCCUCUGGAUGAUAACUCAGUCCUCUUCUCUCCGAUAGCCACCCAGCCGCCCAACACCCGCGAUGUAAACGCCUCCACGGCAACCUGGCCCUACACCGGUGCGCAUAGUAUUCUCAGUCUCCUGUCUCACUUCCAGUUGCCCAUUUCUGUACGUCCAUUGCUCAGCAAUAGCCUUGCAAACUGGCCCUCUUCUGCCUCUAACGCCGCCCCCCACAAUGAUUCUGGGGCUUGCCUAACUCUCUCCUCCUGUCAUCAUGGCGACCUUAUAUUCCUUGAGCCGAUUGCUGAUUGUGUGAAUCGCGUGAGCCAGACUACAGCUCCAUCUUCUUCGUCCUCUAGCCGCUUCUUUGUGGUGACCACGGAGAUGUUAUCCCAGCAUCGCUUCCUAGUCGCCAGUCCUACCUCAACCCAGGCCUACUCCCAACAACUGCGUGUGCAUGCCUCGCGGGUGGCUCAUUUUCUUGCAGCUCUACACCCAGCAUUCGGACUAAACUACCUCCUCAAAUAUCUGGAGGACGCGACUCACUGCUCUGCCGUGGGCCCCGUCCACUGCGCCCUCUCGGAGACGCUGGGCCCGCCAGGUGAAUCCGGAGGUGCUGCGGGAGCCUCGCAUAUGGCUGUCGGGAGCAUUGCCGCAGUGACGGCCCUGCAGAACAAUGAGGUGGCCCUCGACACCCACGCAGCCACCACACAGGACCAUUAUAAGUCCUCAAAGUCGCCAUCCCUGGAGAGCGACGAAGCUAGGAGUGUACGUCUGCAGGCUCAGCUCAAUGAGAUUGAUAUAAUCUAUCAGUACGUGCGAACCGGUCGAUUCCCGAAGUCCUAUGUGGGUCCGAACGAUUGCCAAAAAGGUGGCGGCGGCGGCGGCGGUGGUGGUGUUGACGGGCGUCUUUUCAGCAACUAUCCGCUACCAGAACCGCCCCCGCCACCACAUGCCCACAUUACUUCACAGCGGCGGAAUACUCGCGGCAGCUAUUCACAGAAUUCUUUCAGUAAAUGCACCCCUUCCUCCCUGCACGUCGAUCCGCCCACUCGAAGCGAUCUUCGAACUCUUCUUCCGCCUCCUCCUCCCCCGCCACCGCCGCCUCCUCUCCGGUUUUGCAAUAACACAGCCAGGGGUGACCUUCUUGACGCCAAGUGUGUCAACGGCUAUCCGCAUCUUGUCCCUCCACCCCGAGCCGCUAUCAGUAACAAUAGGCGGAAGCCGUCUAAGGGUAACGAUUACACUAUUCCCUACCUUGUUGCUCAGCUGGAGCAACGUCACACCGCCCUCCCCACUCCCCCGACUGGGCUCCGACCGGCUGGAGGAGACGGAAGCCAUCAUCGAGUGAGGUCGACUGACUUGAAGACUAGUGAUUCGCCCACUGAGUCGGGCUUCUUCCAACAGGAUGAGUCUUCGGCACUGAACCUCGCCCAACUUCGACGGCAAGCAGUUGGCUUAAGUCCGCGACGCUACGACCCCGUCAAUAGCCGGCCAGUCGGUGAGUAUAGUGAAGGUGGUAGUCCGGGUGUCGUUGUGCGCAACCAUCUGUCCGUCUCGCAGUCUGCAGAUUAUCAGAAAGGAGAUAUUCUCUCACUUCGUGUCGGUGCCAGCCCAUGCACGCGCCAACAAGCCUGUACACCGGUGACCUCACGUUACGUCUCCGCAAUGACGGCGGUUGUGACUCCGGAUGUCUGCUCCAGUUUCUACAGCAACAGGACAGAUCAGGGCAUUCUUUCCGCGGGUGUGCGGCGCCAAGAUGCCCCCUGCACUCCAUCAGCCUCUGCGCGUCUUCAUGUGUAUCCCUCUGUUGUCUGUCCCGACCCUGGCGAUUUGCGUCAGAUGUGUGCCGCUGCUACGGCCGCGGCCACAUCCUUCCGGACCAUAGAUCAGAUCUGUCCUCCUGUUCUUCCCAAGGGUCUGUCUAGAGCCACAGCGGUCACGAGUCAGCCAUACUGCCUGCUGAAUUCCAUGACUGAACGCGUCAACUCCUCUCCUGACACCGGCUUGGGAGGAGACAGCGGUCCAAACAGUGUGGCUCAACCCACUUCCGCCGGUCGCGAAAACCCCCUCAAGGCGGCCCUGCUCGAGGACCUCAGUUGCCAACCCCCCUCUCUCAGUAUGUCACGCGCCCUUAACAACUUCAGUUUCCUAAAACGGGUUGUGUGA
This is a messenger RNA of Spirometra erinaceieuropaei, 3428 nucleotides long. The record is from the annotation of a GenBank genome assembly. NCBI's taxonomy places the organism in Eukaryota, Metazoa, Platyhelminthes, Cestoda, Diphyllobothriidea, Diphyllobothriidae.